Molecule: messenger RNA, 2015 nt
Organism: Dreissena polymorpha
Lineage: Eukaryota; Metazoa; Mollusca; Bivalvia; Myida; Dreissenidae
Exons: 6
Coding region: 1-711 (236 amino acids)
Source: RefSeq, a predicted model, not a curated record
AUGACGUCUACACCUACUGGACACCGCCCAUGCGCAGACUGCCCCUCUACUUCUCUUGAGCGCGGUGCAGACGGUGCGCGCGUUUUGAACUGGGAGAAAAAGCCAUACACGAACGCUGAAGGGGAGGUAAUAGAAGAGGACCGCUAUGGGACGUCACAGUCCUUUCGCUUCGGAGAGGAUGUCUACAACAAUCGGGCUCUAAACAAUCUGCCCUAUCACCGCUUGCACGCGGGUCACGUUGACCUUCUCAAGAAGGAGUGUCUCGCCAACGUGCACUUCUGCGUUGCUAAGUUACACGCACUUCCUGUUGAGGCGCUUUUAGACGACUUCACGGCGGCCAAAGCGGCAUUCCCGGGGAAACCCCUGAUCAAGUGCAUUCUGGAGGCGCUUCUGCUCUCCCGGAACGGGCUGCAGAUUGAUCCGGUUCAGUUCAUGCCUCAGCUACUAGGGCGCCUGGAGGACAACGAGUCAACAGCCGAGUUCAAGCAGCGCUUACGUGAAUAUAGCUCAAAAGUGUGGUUCGAGCCCGAUGUCAACAUCCUGGAGCGUACCGGGGGUCAACUGCUACACAGCAUCCACGUGCACGCGUCCGAAAUUGACAUGAUGACGAUUACGUCAUGUGGAACUUACGUAAUCACAGUCUGCGGGUCGUUGAAGGAGAUCAAAAUCUGGAACAUCAAGGUCGACCCCCACGGUUGCUACGCAAUGUGACGGGUAAAGGUCAGUCUAGAAAGAUCGCGUUUUGUCAUGGUGAUGAGUGGAUCGCCAUGAAAUUUGGCAACGUAAUAAAAGUUAAAAAUCUGCAAACAAGUUAGCAUUACCAAUAAAAAACUCUAUAUUGAAAUAUAUAUUUUUGAUUGUGUAUGUAUGCAUGUUAAUUUGUAUUUUGCUAGUCUUUGAAAUAUUUAUAUGUGUUCUUAUCAUAAACCAACAACAUAUUUUUACAAACAAACAGAACAUCAACACAAUAAUUAGGCCAAGCCGAAAAUGACUUUCUCUAUAUACUAGGAUAGAACCUGUCACGAGUUUCUUUUCAAACACCCUAUUGUUAUUCAACGGUUUUGGUGGUUACUGACGAAUUUUCGGGACGAAUAAAUGAUAUGAAAUAAAAUAACAACGAAUGUCGGAUAAUUUUAUCAACAAUCAGUUCUGAUUCGCUGUAAAUUCAUAAACACAACGUCAUUUCACCUCUCAAAGAAAAUGUUUACUUAAAAUGUAAAAUGCAUAUUUAAAAUGUAUCUUCCACAUUUAAAAGUAGCAAUUAAACUCCAUAAAACUUAACAGGCAUGAAAUUAUUAUUAUUAUUUACUUUUUUAUAACAAAAACCCCAACUAAAACAUACAAACAUAUCACGAUUACCGGUCAUUGCAAAGCAUUGGUAGUUUGCACGCUUCGGUUGCAUUCAUCUCUUAUAAGGUCGCAGUGAUGCAGUCGAUAUGUUGUUCUUUUGCGACUGGGCUAUCCCUUGUUCGAUCCCCCCUCGGGGUGCGCUCUUAGAAUCAUCUCAAAAGACAUUAAUACGUUGUUCUUGCUAUGAAAUAAAAUCGAUUCAACUGCCAAAAGUUUCCGAUGUUGUAUGGUUUUAAUAAAAAAAAUUAUAUAACCUUCAUUAUCGCAUUCCUGUUUGCAGGUAAACAAUGUAUGGACAUACCGCUGCUCAACGGCGAUUUUUGUAACAGCGUAAAGUGUGGUCCCAGUUAAGCGUGUGCAGUCCGAACAGACUAUAUAUGUAUACAAGUAUUGACUUAGAUAAAGAAUAUAUUAGAGACUUUCUAUGGGAAAUCGGGUCUUCUUGCUAGUACGUAAAGUGUGUUCCCAGAUAAGACUGUGCAGUCCGGACAUAAUAUAUAUGUAUACAAGUAUUGACUUAGAUACAGAAUGUAUUAGAGACUUUCUAUGGGAAAUCGGGUCUUCUUGCUUGUACGUAAAGUGUGGUCCCAGAUAAGCGUGUGCAGUCCGCGCAGACUAUAUAUGUAUACACAGAUAAAGAAUGUAUUCGAGACUCGCCAUGGGAA